CAUCCUCCACCGACGAGUGUUAUCGUAGCUUCCGUGUGUGACAAAGCAAAACAGAACAAGUCUUUCAACUUUUCAUUCCCCGUCAGCUGCUGCAUUUUGCCAUUACGUACGUGUCCUUUAAGGGAAGGCGUGGCAUCUUUUUGCAUUUGAAUACAGCUUCAAUGCGGAAGACUAACAAGACCUGUAAGUUUCUGGCAAAAGCCUUUCAAGAACAGAGACAACUUCCUCAGGACUAUUUCUGAGACUUGUGCUUAUCUGCUGAUCAAGCUAAAACACAAGCCAUGUGGCCAAAUCAAGCUCUUCCCCCUCCAAUGGGUCAACAAAAUCCUGCAUUCCCUCCUGGAUACAGUGCUCCAUAUUUACCUGCGCCUGGACCUGGGGUCUACCCCCAGGCUCCACCUCCUGCUUACCCUGGAUACCCUACAGCGCAGUAUCCUCCAGGCCACUACUCCGCUCCUGUGAGCCCGGCCAUGAUCCAUUAUGGGCCUCCAGGACCGAUGCCCCAUGGACCUCCAGGGGUUAUGCCCUAUGGACCUCCUGGACCUCAUGCAUAUCCCAUGCAUCCUGCAGGACAUGAUUGCCAUCCUAAAGGUGUUCAUCUGGGUCACCUCCUGCACUACCCAAAAGGUUUCGGUCAUGGCCCACACAAAGGUCAUCAUCAUCAUCAUCAUCAUCACCAUGAUGGGUUUAACCCUUCGGCUGGAAUAUUAGCUGGAGGAAUGGCAGUGGGAAUGGGCUUAGUUUCUCACAAAGCUAAUAAGAAAAUGAGGAAAAAGAUGAAGAAGGCUCACAAAUACCACAUGCAUGGUCACUACAAGCAUGGCAAGUGGUCCAGCAGCAGCAGUGACUCCGAUUGAGGCCUUCAGAGAGCGAAUCAUCCAAUAAUCCAACUAAAAUGACUGCACAAGUACAUUAUGUUAUAAUAUCAGUUACAGUGCAUUUGUGACAUUUGAAGUCACACAAGCUAUGUCUUCAGGGCCUAAAUUUAAAUUUCAGUCGGUGUGUACCRUUGAAGUAAAGGAUUUUGGCGUAUGGAUUUGUUUGCUACUGCUUUUUUUGUUGUUGUUUUUUGUUUCAUUAGUCUAAAUGCAAGAAUUUACACUUUUAACAGUCAUCAAAUAUGAAGUUGUCUUUUACUUGAAUUUGUAAAUGUAUUUAAUAGUUUUGUAUUACAAUUACWGUACUAGAUAACUGGUAGGGUGCAGAGUAUAAUAUAAUGUCAUGUUGAGUAUUAACAAGGUCUAGUUUUUUUUUCUUGGAUUUCUAUUCUAAUUUCUUUCAAAACUUAUUAAAAUAUUUAAAAAUGUUACUCUAUAGUUGGAUGUACAGUCACACCCAUAACAGAUUCACAUUUUGUCUUGUUACAGUCACAAACUGCUGAGUGUUUUGUUAUUUUGUGUAAAUAAAUCAAUACAA
Poecilia reticulata (guppy) is the source of this 1416-nucleotide messenger RNA. RefSeq lists its product as uncharacterized. Lineage: Eukaryota; Metazoa; Chordata; Actinopteri; Cyprinodontiformes; Poeciliidae. The record is from RefSeq and is a predicted model, not a curated record.